Dentiscutata heterogama is the source of this 261-nucleotide messenger RNA. The record is from the annotation of a GenBank genome assembly. NCBI's taxonomy places the organism in Eukaryota, Fungi, Glomeromycota, Glomeromycetes, Diversisporales, Gigasporaceae.
AUGGCUGAAAAUAAUAUAAACAAGAAUAAGACAAGUAGUAAUGAAGAAUCAGAAUUUAUAUUAAGUUACAAAUUAUUUGUAAAAAUAUUAGAUAGAACUUUAUUACUUGCUAAAUGGUUUGAAGAAUCUGUUUCAGCUAUAAAUGAAUUUCUUUUAUCUAUUUAUGAUAAAGUUAUUUUGUUAACAAAAGAUACUAAUAUUUUGCCAAAUAAUUACUAUGUAACUUUUAAAACACAAAGAAAAGCAGAUACUAGUACCUAA